Molecule: messenger RNA, 4411 nt
Organism: Physella acuta
Lineage: Eukaryota; Metazoa; Mollusca; Gastropoda; Physidae
Product: phospholipid-transporting ATPase ABCA3
Biological process (GO): transmembrane transport; lipid transport
Cellular component (GO): intracellular membrane-bounded organelle; membrane
Molecular function (GO): ATP hydrolysis activity; ABC-type transporter activity; lipid carrier activity
Source: RefSeq, a predicted model, not a curated record
ACGAAUGGGUGUACGACCUUUCAUGUACUGGCUAACAUGGUAUCUCUGGAUCUUUGUCGACCUGUCCAUACUGGCCACAGUCUUUGCCACUUCCUUUGUUGUGCCCAUGUUGUCCAAGGAAGCCAUUUUAAAGAGAACUGAUCCCUGGAUUGUCUACUUGUUCUUCUACACUUUCUCCUUUAGCCUGGCGUCAUUCUGCAUUCUGGGUAGUGUGCUACACCCCAGUGCUAAAUCCACCACAUCGAUCACCUGCCUGAUCUAUGUUUCAAGCAUCUUUGUGUCCCGUGUCUUCUUGCCUGGGAUGAAGAUGAACUACCUCCUUGAUAUGAUCAUCAGUGUCAGUCUUCAUACAGGCAUGAGCACUAUGUUCCAUUAUGAACAAUUAGGUGUGGGAAUACACAGCUACAACAUGUUCUCCUCACGCUACUUAAAGAGUAUGUUCUUUAUACAUAACAUAUACCUGAGGCUCCUCUCAAGUUUCAUCUACCUCCUCCUGGCUUUUCUCUUCUACAACAUCAUCAUCAGGAAUAAACCUGUCUGGUUUAAACAAAGUGAGAAUCAUAAACAGGAGUUGUCUGAAGACAAAUUUGUCAACCCAAAUUUUCACGAAGAUCAAACUGAACUCUCACCUAGUAUCAAGCUUGAAAAGAUCAGCAAUUCAUUUAUGAUCAAUGUUUCAAUGGAUAUGUAUGAGAACCAAGUGACAGCACUAAUUAGCAACAGUGGAAGACUUCAUCUGACGGACGUAUUUAAAGGUCAGGUCAAAGUAGAGCAGGGAAGAAUAUUAGUGUAUGGUUUGGACCUCAACAACGAUCUUAAGCAGAUUCGAAAAACAACUGGAAUUUGUACCAAAAGCAUCACAAAUUUGUAUAGGAAAUUGACAGUCAAGGAAAAUUUAAGUUUGUUUACAAAGUUAAAGUAUUACUGCCAGGAUGCAGAAAUGACCAAAGUAGAAGAUAUUGCAGCUAAAUUCAAGUUACAUAAAUUGUUACAUAUACCCCUUACUGACCUUAAGUCAUCUGAAAUUAGAAUGUUGCAAAUAGCUCUUGCAUUCAUUGGGCACAACAAGGUCAUUAUACUGGAGGAGCCAUUCACAAACCUGGAGCCGGGCCACUGCCUGCGGCUGUGUAACAUCAUCAGCAGUGAGAAGGUGGAUAAAACAAUUCUUCUGCUGGUUCACAGUCUGGAACAUGUAGAACUGACUGCAGACGUGCUGGCCUUUUUCAUGGCCAAACAUCUCAUUUGUUCAGGAAGUGCUAAUUUUUUACGUGUUCUUUUAGGUGCUGGGUACUACCUCACCAUAACACUAGAACCUCAACGUCGCAGUGAUCGUGUGAAACAAGUUGUGGUGACGUACAUUCCAGAAACUGUCAUUCUCGAGGAGUAUGAAAACACAGUCAUCUUUCUGCUGUCACUCAACCAGACAGAAAACUUCUACAACCUCUUCUCUGUUUUGGACACCUAUAAAAAGGAGCUUUUUAUUGCUAAUUAUAGCAUCGAUGCUAAAACUCUGGAUGAGGCUUUUUCUCGAUUGCACAAAUGUGGUCUUCAGGAUACAUGGGAGACCUUUAAAUCUGAUACAAGUUUAAGCAUCCCCAACCAACUGACUUCUGUCAUACAGAGGGAUAGAAUGAAGAGCAUGUGUGAGAUUCUACAAACUGAUGGUGCAGAUGCUGCCGCAGAGAGGGCAAAAGGAUCCCCCAUUGAUGAUGAGAUCGUUUUUGUGGCUGGUCAAGACACUGAACAAGAAGAUAGGUUGGCCAUUUGUAAAAAACUUAUCUCGAAAGUUAAAGAAUUGAAUCAGCAAAAACUGAAAGGAUUCCCUCUUUUAUAUGCCCAGGCUUACGCCAUGCUACACAUCAAAAUGAUCUUUAGCACCAGCAACUUAGUAAUUCUAACAGAGUUGAUUCAGUGGAUCUUUAUCUUCCUCCUGGCCUUCCUGUCGUGCGAGAUUGAAGUGCACUCCACCUCCUAUCAAGAGGUUGAGAUCAGCUCUCACACUGCUGCCAUCUUCCAUCCCAUCAUCACUGUCACAGAAGGCCACAGUAGGUCAGAAAAAACCAAGAAAUUAGCCGACAUUUUCGUUGAGAAUUUUAUAAUGGGGCAGACUCAUAAGCUGGACCGUGAUUUUUUAUUGCAGUAUGAUAUUGCCAAGGAACCUAUGUAUCAAAUCCUAGAUAACAUAAAUUUGCGCAACAAGCAACCACAUUUCGGAGUUGAGUUUUUAAACAUUGCAAACCUGUCUGCCAUUGCAUGGUAUUCAGGAAAUGCCGAUGAAAGACUUGGCAAGCUGCCUUUGUCUGUGGUGGCAGUACUCAAUACAUUUCUGACCUACCUAAUGGGCAAUCAAUACUCAAUGAAGUUAAAACUACUACCUAUAAAAAGACUGGACACAAUAGAGGCUAAGAAUUUCCAAAACCAUGUUUAUUAUGACAUAACGCAUCACAGUGUUCUUCUAAUGAUCAUUGCCCUGUCUGUCAUUCCAUACAACUUAGUUUUAGAAAGAGAGAAAGGAUUAAAACACCAGGAGCUGAUAAGGGGGGUAAGCCCAGCUUUGUACUGGUUCACCCAUUUCUUCUACGAUUACCUCAACUACAUUUUCUUCUACAAUGUUUAUGGUUCUGUUGUACUCUUUAUGAAAUCUGAAGUCAUGGAAAAUUCAACAGGCCUUCUUUACAUCCUGGUACUGUGUAGUGGCCUCAUGAUGUUGCCAUUCAUCUACGUGAUGCAGUUUUUGUUCAACUCUCCAAUCAUGGCAGCUACAACAAUCCUGACAUGUAGCUAUCUGACAUCAGAGAUCUACUCUCUCAGUGCCCUGUACACAGCCAACUCCCUAGAGACUGAGUCUUUGUGUGCUAAUGAGUUCUCCUUGUUUUUUCUUUUGAUAACACCUAGUGCAGUCCUGCCUAAUGCUGUCUGCAAUGCUAUUCAGAAUUAUAGGGGAGAUAAGUUCUGCUCUGCUGUACACAAUUAUUGUGGCUCCUCAUAUAAAGUCAACUACAAGGACGUGUGCUGCACUGAAUCUUGUCCUGGAUAUUUCAACUGCAACAUGUUUGUCAAGCGGCAUUUCCUGUCCCUGUGGCGCCCUGGUGUGGGCAUGCACAUCAUCGCCAUGAUAGCUCACAGCUGUUUCUGGUUCCUGGUGCUCAUGGCCAAAGAAUACAGAUGGCCGUCUCGCAUAAUGUUCCGUUUACGAAAAUAUUUUCCUGCGGAGGAACCAGCACAGUCUAACAUCAACUGGGACCUGCGGCAUUCUGUUUUUCUAAAUUUGAGUGAAGAUUCCGACAUUUUUGCCUCCAGUAAAUCCACUAUUUGUGUCAAAUGGGCUUCUCCAAGCAAUGAAUAUGCUGCUAUUAAAAGGCCAGCACCAGCUAUGGCAUGCUUCCAGCUGUGCCUGCCUGAGAAAAAUGGCACCAAGGUUCAGAACAUCUCUCUGGGUGUGGAUGAGGGGGACAUCUUCUACAUCGUCAGCUCCGACUGCUCCAUGUCGUCUUCUCUGCUGGGCACGUUUGCUGGAACUCACGCCAUCAAGAAUGGACACAUCUUUAGGAAAGGAGAAAGUAUUGAUAUAUUUUCUUAUGAGCCUUUCCGUAGUAUCGGCUACUGCCCCCAAAGCUCAGUCUGCCUGUCCCACAUGACCGCGUAUGAGCUGCUUUACUUCUUCGCCUCCAUUGAGGGGGUCAGGAAAGAAAACAUCACCCCCCUGGUACACCAGUUGAUCAGUAUAUUCCACCUAAAUGACAUUGCCCAUCUGCCUGCCAAAACUUACAGUGAAAGUAAACUUGAGCGUCUGAAUCUGGCAGCAGCCCUGAUUGGCAGCCCGCACAUUCUGCUGGUGGACAAUUCCAGAAUCUUGAAGGACACUUUUGGGCUAAAUCUGGUCAAAAACUUGCUGGCAGCUUUAAAGGCCAUGAACACAACUGUUGUUGUUACAUCUAGCAACAUGGAGGAGAGUGCAGCCCUUGCCACACGGAUCGCCCUGUUUGUCCACGGGAAGCUGGUGUGUCUGGCCCCACCCAAGGAGAUCCAGAGGAGCUACACCAACAGCUACACCCUGCUGGCCAAGAUUGACUCACUCAACUUCAAGGUCUCCAACGCGAUCCUCAUCAACUCACUCAAGCAGAGGUUCCCAAAUGCUGUGGUUUUUCAUGAUCAAAUGGAUUUCGUCCACAUGCACAUACCAUAUGAAAGUGAUUCAUUGGCUGAAAUAUUUGCUCUGAUGGAGUCUACCAAGAAACACCUCAAGAUCCGUGAUUACACAGUUCACUACACAAGGUUGAACCACGUCAUGUAUGUAUUUGAAAAAGCUAUCGAAGCAGCUGAAGAGUCUGAAAAGAAUGAGUAGCUUACAAUACAUCACCGUGCUUACACCUUACUAAUCCCACCCUUACACCUUACUAAUCCCACCCUU